Molecule: messenger RNA, 27616 nt
Organism: Drosophila miranda
Lineage: Eukaryota; Metazoa; Arthropoda; Insecta; Diptera; Drosophilidae
Gene: shot
Product: dystonin
Exons: 35
Coding region: 388-26994 (8868 amino acids)
Biological process (GO): intermediate filament cytoskeleton organization; wound healing
Cellular component (GO): cytoplasm; cytoskeleton; intermediate filament
Molecular function (GO): microtubule binding; structural molecule activity; calcium ion binding
Source: RefSeq, a predicted model, not a curated record
UCAGCAGCGAUACCGAGCGGUUGGUGUCUCGCAAUAACGAACAAAAAUUAUAAAAAUUGUGUGCCUGAAUCUAGUGAACGUGGAUGUGUGUGUGUAAAUUUGUGAACGCACACACGCACCAGCACCACGUUUGUCUAACUUGGCCCUAAACAUAAACAAGAGUCAGCCAUCUAUUCCAACCGUUUGUCAAUUGUGGGCAAUAAAAAUAAAAUCCCAAAGUGCCAUCCGACGAAGCAGUACAAGAAAUCCAUCCGCACACCCCACAGAAAGCAAAGCAGACACACACAAAUACACAUAAACUCCGAAACGUGCUAAAAAUUUAUAAAUAUACGUCAAGUGUUCGGGGGAAAGUCUGUUCUUCGCUUUUAAUGUUGUGUCACCCACAAGAUGACGUCGCACUCCUACUAUAAAGAUCGCCUCGGCUUCGAUCCCAAUGAGCAGCAGCAGCAGCAGCCGCACCAGCAGAGCACCAACUCGAUGAAGCGGAGCAGCUCGCGGCAGACGUCGCACCACCACCAGAGCUACCACCAUGCAACAAGCAGCAGCCAGUCUCCGGCCCGAAUCUCCGAGUCGCCCGGUGGUGGGGGCAACAAUGGCAGCCUGGACUUCCACCAGUCGCAGCGGGAGCAGCGCGAUCGGGAGAUCUACAGCAGCAGCAGCAACAACAACAGUCACCAUCAACAGCAUCAUCAUCACCAUCACCGAUCCUCGGUGGGCAGUGCCACAGGAGCAGCAGCAGCAGCAGUAGCAGCUUCUCCCCUGUACGAAGGAAGUCCGGCCGCGCCCAAAAAGGCCAAGCACUCUUCGACGCAGCCACAGCCGCAGGGCGGAUACGAGGAUGCCCUCACCCAGUUCAAAGACGAGCGCGAUGCCAUUCAGAAGAAGACAUUCACAAAAUGGGUUAACAAACAUCUGAAAAAGCAUUGGAAGUAUGCCAAGACCUACACUAUGCUACAUGUGUGUGUUACCACAAAUGGCAUACCCUGUUGUUCUCAGUCUGCCAAUCGUCGUGUGGUGGACUUGUUUGAAGAUCUGCGCGAUGGUCACAACUUACUUUCACUCCUGGAGGUGCUAUCUGGCGAACACCUGCCACGCGAGAAAGGUAAGAUGCGUUUCCAUAUGCUGCAGAAUGCACAAAUGGCCCUGGAUUUUCUCCGCUACAAGAAGAUCAAGCUGGUCAACAUACGCGCCGAGGAUAUUGUGGACGGCAAUCCGAAGCUGACUCUCGGCCUGAUCUGGACGAUCAUAUUGCACUUCCAGAUCUCCGAUAUUGUUGUGGGCAAGGAGGACAACGUAUCCGCCCGUGAGGCUUUGCUGCGAUGGGCGCGCCGCUCUACGGCUCGAUAUCCGGGCGUGCGUGUAAACGAUUUCACUUCAUCGUGGCGGGAUGGACUGGCCUUCUCGGCUCUGGUGCACCGCAACCGACCGGACUUGCUUGACUGGCGAAAGGCAAGGAACGAUCGGCCACGUGACCGCCUAGAGACGGCCUUCCACAUUGUGGAGAAGGAGUAUGGAGUCACCCGUCUAUUGGAUCCCGAGGAUGUGGACACCAACGAGCCGGAUGAGAAGUCUCUGAUCACGUACAUAUCGUCGCUGUACGAUGUGUUCCCGGAGCCUCCAUCGAUCCAUCCGUUGUUCGAUAUGGAGUCACAACGUCGCGUGCACGAGUACCGCGACUUGGCUCAGCAGUUCAUCUACUGGUGCCGUGAGAAGACCGCCUAUCUGCAGGAGCGCUCCUUCCCGCCCACGCUCAUCGAGAUGAAGCGACUGCUGAGCGAUCUGCAGCGCUUCCGCAGCGAGGAGGUGAGCGCCCGCAAGCGCGAAAAGUCAAAGCUCAUUCAGAUCUACAAGGAGCUGGAACGGUACUUUGAGACGGUGGGCGAGGUCGAUGUGGAGGCCGAACUGCGGCCGGAUGCCAUCGAGAAGGCUUGGUAUCGCAUGAAUACUGCCUUGCAGGACCGCGAGGUCAUACUGCAGCAGGAGAUCGAGCGCUUGGAGCGGCUGCAGCGCCUCGCAGACAAGGUGCAGCGCGAGAUCAAGCAUGUGGACCAGAAGCUAGCAGAUCUGGAGACCCGGAUCGUAGAAGAAGGUCGCCGCAUCGAGCGGCUGCAUCCCGUUGAUGCCAAGAGCAUUGUGGAAUCCCUUGAGACGGAGAUCCGGCAUCUGGAGGAGCCCAUACAAGACAUGAACCAGGACUGCCACGUGCUCAACGAGGGCCGCUAUCCCCACGUGAGCGAGCUGCAUAAGAAGGUCAACAAACUGCACCAACGCUGGGCUCAACUGCGCACCAAUUUCCACACGAACCUGGUACAGAAGCUGUCCGGUUUGAAGUAUCCCGUCCACGAGACGACCGUCACGCGUCAAACGCGCAUGGUUGUCGAGUCCCGUCAGAUCGACACGAAUCCCCAUUUCCGUGAUCUGCAGGAGCACAUCGAAUGGUGCCAGAACAAGCUGAAACAACUGCUGGCCGCUGACUAUGGCAGCGAUCUGCCAUCGGUCAAGGAGGAACUGGAUCGUCAGCAGCACGAGCACAAGAUCAUCGAUCAAUUCCACUCGAAAAUACUCAACGACGAGCGCCAGCAGACAAAGUUCACCGGCGACGAGCUCAAUCUUUACCAGCAGCGGCUCAAUCAGCUGCAAAAGGUCUACGCGGAGCUGCUGAGCACCUCGACGAAGCGCCUGUCCGAUCUGGACUCGCUGCAGCACUUCCUGGGCCAGGCCUCGGCAGAGCUCCAGUGGCUCAACGAGAAGGAACAGGUGGAGAUCACGCGCGACUGGGCGGACAAACAACUCGAUCUGCCCUCCGUGCACAGAUACUAUGAGAACCUUAUGUCCGAACUGGAGAAGCGUGAGAUGCACUUUGCCACCAUCUUGGACCGAGGGGAGGCCCUGCUCAAUCAGCAGCAUCCGGCCUCCAAGUGCGUGGAGGCCCAUCUGACGGCCCUGCAACAGCAGUGGGCCUGGCUGCUGCAGCUGACUCUCUGCCUGGAGGUGCACCUGAAGCAUGCCACCGAGUACCAUCAGUUCUUUGGCGAGAUCAAGGACGCCGAACAGUGGCUGGCCAAGCGCGACGAGAUACUCAACAGCAAGUUCUCGCAGUCCGACUUCGGCCUGGAUCAGGGUGAGACGCUGCUGCGAGGCAUGCAGGACCUGCGCGAGGAGCUGAACAGUUUCGGCGAAACAGUGGCCACACUGCAGCGUCGCGCCCAGACAAUUGUGCCGCUGAACAAGCGCCGCCAGCCGGUGAACCGACAGGGACCCGUGCAGGCCAUCUGCGCCUACAAGCAGCAAGGACAGCUGCAGAUCGAAAAGGGCGAGACGGUGACCCUACUGGACAACUCGGGGCGUGUCAAGUGGCGCGUGAGGACGGCCAAGGGCCAGGAGGGUUCGAUACCCGGUGCCUGUCUGCUUCUGCCGCCGCCCGACCAGGAGGCCAUCGAUGCAGCCGAGCGACUGAAGCGUCUUUUCGAUCGCUCCGUGGCCCUGUGGCAGAAGAAGCAUCUGCGUCUGCGCCAGAACAUGAUAUUCGCCACCAUUCGCGUAGUGAAGGGCUGGGACUUUGACCAGUUCCUGGCCAUGGGCCCCGAACAGCGCACGGCCAUCAGGCGUGCCCUAAACGACGAUGCGGACAAAUUGCUCAGCGAGGGCGAUCCCAAUGACCCGCAGCUACGACGCCUGCGACGUGAAAUGGACGAGGUCAAUCGAUUGUUCGAUGAGUUCGAGAAGCGUGCUCGCGCCGAAGAGGAAAGCAAGCAGGCCAGCCGCAUCUUCACCGAGGAGUGCAUUGCCAUCAAGGGCAAGCUGGAGGAUAUGGCUCGGGAGCUGGAUCAGAUAAUACUCGCUCCCUUGCCGCGCGAUCUGGACUCUCUGGAGCAUGUGCUCGAGAUCCAUGGCGACUAUGAGCGCAGGUUGCAUUUGCUCGAGCCGGAGCUGAAGCAUCUGCAGGAGACAUUCCGCACGAUUGCCUUGAAGACGCCCGUGCUGAAGAAGUCGCUGGACAAUCUGAUGGAGCUCUGGAAGGAGCUGAACACGCAGAGCGGCCUGCACAAGGAUCGAUUGAAGCUGUUGGAGGCCUCGUUGGCCGGACUCGAGGACAACGAACAUGUCAUUUCCGAGCUGGAGAACGAGCUGGCCAAGCACCAUGAUCUGCCCUCUACGGCCGAGGGCCUGCAGCAGGUGUUCAAGCAAUUGACCCACAUGCAGGACAUCAUUACCCAGCAGCAGCCGCAGAUGGACAAGAUGAACGAUGCUGCCGAUCAGCUGGGACGCAUGGGUGUGCCCACCAAGGUGCUGGGCGAUCUGAAGCGUCUGCAUUCGAACGUGGAGCGUCUGAACACGCGCUGGAGUGCGGUCUGCAAUCAGCUGGGCGAGAGAAUGCGCUCAUGCGAGACGGCCAUUGGGCUGAUGAAGAAUCUCCAAUCGAGCGUGCAAGUCGAGGAAUCAUGGGUGGAUGGCACCACAGAGCGUCUGUCCGCCAUGCCCACGGCCACUUCGGCCUACGAACUAGACAAACUGCUUGGAGCUGCAAUCGAACGAAAACCAAAAAUCGAAAACGUCAACGUGGCUGGAGGACGCCUGAUACGCGAAGCUAAGAUCUACGACAGUAAAUGCCUACGCUUUGUGGAUUGGCUGCUGGAGGCACGUCCAUCGUUCUCGCCGCCACGUCGUGACCUGCGGCCGGCGGACAGCGAUCCGGGUGCCACACAGUAUUACAGCCAGCGUUUGGACAAUCUCAAUACGAAAUACGACAGGUUGCUGGAACAACUGUCGCAGCGGCUGAAGACCGCCAUCGAAGUCAACGGCAGCGAUGGUCUGCAAUACGCUGAGAGUCUACAGAAACCGCUCAAGACCUUUAGGGUUGACUUCAGUGCGGGCAGCGUGCCAACUGGCGAUGGCCAUGCUGCACGCCCGGAGGAUCUCUACACGACCACCUACAGCACCACACAAUUCAGCUCAACGAAGACAACGAAAAGCUCCUCGAAGAGCAUCUACAGCAGCGACAACUUGGAUGCCGCUAGUCAGGAGUUGGCGAAUGCCUCCCCAAUUGGAACGCAGAUCCAGUUCAAUGAGAUCCGUACGCUGAAGCGUUCCCAGCAGUUCCCAGGCGGCAACUCCGUGUUGGAUAUUGCCGGUAUACGCGACCCCCGCACGGGCCGUAUUCUAACCAUUGGGGAGGCCAUUCAGCUGCGGAUCCUGGAUGUGCGCACCGGCGAGAUGCUGGUGGGCGAUCGUAGGAUAACCCUGGAACAGGCCGCCGAACAGGGACUGAUCGAUUCGCAGCUGGCCAGGCAGCUGCUUCAGCCUGGAGCAGGACGCGAUCCCAGCGGAAGGGAGCUGUCGCUGCUCGAGGUGAUACAGCGCGAGAUCAGCGAGGCUGAGUCCGGCUACGAGACGGCCGAGAAGCGCAUCAAGGUAAACAGCGUAGUAACGACGGAGGCGGCGGGAUCGCCCGAGAAUCCCCGUAAUAUUGCCGACGCCAUUUCCGCGGGGAGUGUGGACACCAAGACAGGCCUGUACCGGGUCAAGUCGGGGCAGACCAUCAGCCUGGCGGAGGCCUACGAGCGCGGCUACCUCAUCCGGCACGAGUCGGUGACAAUCAAGUCGAAUGCGCUCUGCCUCAGCGAUGCCAUUGCCCACGGGCUGGUCGAUGCCGCCGGCUGGAUAGCGGACCGCAACUCCGGCGACAAGUUCCGGCUGGACUCGGCCAUUGCCAAUCAGCUAAUCGAUGCGAGCGUGCGCGAAGUGGUGGACGCGAAGCGGGACGUCAAGAUCACACUACAGGAAGCCCUGCAGUCGGGCGUGCUGAACGCGAAGACGGGUCGGUACGUGAACGAGGUGACCAAGGAGAAGCUCACCUUCUCCGAGGCGCGCAGCCGGCAGCUGAUCGUGAAACCGUACACGCUGAAGGACAUCUGCGACCUGAACCUGCUCGACCGGCAGACAGGUAAGAUAACGAGUCCGAUGCGCCGCGAAAAACUAAGCAUCAUGCAGGCCAUCGAGGUCGGUGUGCUCGACGGGAAUCAACUGAAGUGCAUCACCAAGCGAAAGGGUGAGCUGGUCACACUGCAGGAGGCCAUCGCGGAUGGCAUUGUCCUGCCCGCGGAGGUCAAGUACCGCGACUUUAUGACCGGCGAGCUCAUCGCCAUUCCCGAUGCCGUGGAACGCGGCCUAAUCAGCUCGGUGGCCCAGCGUUCGAUAUUUGAUAUAGACGGGUUCAAGGACCUGCGCAGCAACGACUAUGUUAGCUUUAAUGUGGCCCUCUCGCGCGAUUUGCUGCGGCGCAAGAGCACGGGCUUUGCCUUAGAGACAGCAGGUAGGGAGAAGGACAAGGAAAGCCUGGGCGUGCCACUCGAGGUGGCCGUAGGUGAGGGUCUCGUCCGUCAGGAGGUCUACGAGAUGUUCAAUCGUGGGAUUGGCGUACACAACGCCAGCGGCCAGGAGCUGAGCGUCUUUGAUCUGGUCUAUCACAAUCUGAUCGACCCGAAGACGGGCUACCUGUUGGACCCAAAGACGGGGGACGGGGUGGAGACAGUGCCUUUGGACACCGCCAUCGAGCGGAAGUUCAUUACCCCCGAGGGGGCUCUCCUGCUGAGCAGUCUGCUCAACAUAACUCUGACCACGGAGACGGUGACGCGGACAAUCAAUCGGUAUGUGACGAUUCGGGCGGGUUCCCAGGAGCCAGGAGUCGGAGUAGCCGUAGGCGAAAGUGUGCUGCUAACUUUCACGGAGGCAGUGCGCCAGGGCUUCAUCGACGAGGACAGACAGCUGUUCAAGGACCCCAAGACAGGGAAUAUCUACUCGGUGCAGCAGGCCCUCAACUUCGGCCUGCUGGUGCCCGACAGCAAUCAGACAGUGCCGGAGAUAACGAACCGCAAGAAGACCAAGUCUACCAUCACCAUUGUCACCAAACAGAUCCUGCCCGAGGCAGAGCCCAUCAAGCUGAACACCCAGCAAACGCACACCAAGUACGUGGAGAAAUCCGUGGAAAUACCCAUCUCCCAAGAGCUGGUGAGCAGCAGCAGCCACAUGCAGCAGGAGCAGAACGUAACGGAGCGACAGAUAAUGGAGCUGCCGCCUGGAGGAUGGCGCCUCAAGGAUGCCAUCGAGCAGCGGCUGUUCAAUCCCGAUACUGGUGUGUUCCAUGUCCAGGGCACCGAUCGCCUGGUCAGCUUUGAGGAGUGCAUCGACAAGCAGAUCAUCAACAAUCUGUCGGUCUCUGUGCUGGAUCCCAGCAUACCCAGCGACAAGCUCUCUGUGAAGUCCGCCUUCGAGCGGAAGAUCCUGGACAGUUAUGGAAACUACACGAACAGUCGGCAGCAGGUCCUUGGCAUGCGCAGUGCCAUAGACGAGGGCAAGAUCAUAUUGGAGACGGUUCCUGCCACGCGCGGAUCGAAUCAAAAGACGAUCCUGCGCAUAACGAGGGUCAACAACAUGCCGGAUGUGCUGGAGGUGUCCACUCCUCUGAAGGAUGCUCCUCCCAAGUUUCUGGAGGUCAAAACCUGCCAGCGGGAGCUGGCCUCCCCCGAGCCCUUGCAAAUUGCUCCUGGGGCCAUCUACGAUCCAUCCACAGCUCUGGUGAUCUUCACACAGACCGGGGAGACGGAGAACAUCUUUGAUGCGGCCCGUUUGGGGCUGGUCGAUGAGCAGCUGAUCAGGAUUGUCGAUCCCACCACCAGGCAGGAGAUUUCUGUAACCGAGGCGAUUGCACGCUCCAUCUACGAUCCGCGUACGGCCACUAUACUCAAUGCAGAAGGCCAACCCGUGGAUUUGAUAACCGCCACCAGGCUGGGACUCCUCAGCGUGGUCGGUGCCCCACUGGUGGCCGCCGAGGGAGCCCUGCGAACCGUGCGCUUUGUCACAGAUCCGCGCACGGGCGAGCAGAUACCCGUGGAGGUGGCCUACGAGCGGGGUAUUGUCUCAAGGGAUCAACGCUCCUUUGACAGCCAACCAUCGCCAGUGCACGAGGAGAAGGACAAAGUGGUAGUGCUGCAGAAAAUGCGCAAGAUCAUACUCAAGCCGAGGGAUGCCAUGCGCAAGAACAUCAUUGACGAGGAGACGUGCCGUAUAAUCGAGGACACCAAGAACUUUACCAGCCCACAGGGGGAGGUAGUCAACAUCAGCGAGGCCCUAAACACAGGUCUGAUCGAUGGCCGACGUGGCCAAAUCAUCGAUCCGCAGAGCAACCGAGUGCUGAAUCUCCGACAAGCUGUUGAACAGAAGAUCAUCGACCCGGAGCAGACCAAUCACAUACUUAUGCCGCUGGCUAAGAGCCUGUCCGUGCCCAGGCUGGCCUCGCAGGGUCUCAUCGAUUCGAAAAAUCAGACGAUUGUGCACCCGGAGAGCGGCUAUCCCCUCAGCAUACAAGAGGCGAUUGUCUGCGAAGUGCUGGACCCACAAUCGAGACUGCAAAAGCCCGAAAAGUGCACCCUGGAGGAGGCCAUCGAGAAGGGUAUAAUAAACGCGGAUGAGUCCACAUUCAGCUACAAGAACAAGCGCCUGAACCUAACCGAAGCCAUCGAAGCGAAGCUCUUCGAUGCCGGCUACGAUCAGCAGAAGUGGAGGGUGGAAAUCCCGCCCGUGGGCAUGAUAUUCCCCGUGGCCGUGGAACGGAGUCUAGUGGAGCCCACAAAGGGUGUGGUGCUGUUCCCUGUGGCCGGGGUGAAUCCAGUGCCCCUCAAGAAAGCUAUCGAGGAGAACUAUAUCAUGUCCAUACCAUACGCACCGAAGCCACAAGCUAUCGAAGUGGUGGCUGCCCUGGAGCGAGGCCUCAUCGAUGUGGCAGGCCACACGAUGACUGUGCCCGCCACUGGGGAGCGUCUGUCCCUGCGCCAGGCACUGGAAAACGGUGAACUCGUGGUGAAGCAUCUCUCCGACUUUGUCGUCACCCAGCGGCCCAUUGCGAAGACCGAGAUCAUGGAGACAGUGCGAGCCGUGCACACGGUUACCACCAAGACCAUUGAACUGAUGCAGGGCUAUGUACUCGUCUCGAACAACGAGGUGCAGAACGUGAACACGGGCGAGUUGUGCAGCCUGGAGGAGGCCAAGGAGCAGGGCAUCCUGCGCGAGGAGUUAACAACACGCGAGACACAGGCAGCCGUAGGCGAGGACACCAGCAGCAGCAGCGGAGACCAGCGGACGGUGGAGGUCGUGGAGGAGCGCACACAGACCGUUGUCGUCGGCUCCGACAGUCACAAGCAAGAGAUGCAAGUGGUCAGUACCACAAAGUCCACAAAAGAAGUGCCAGCACCCCAGACAAACACAAAGGAACCAUCCAAAACCCUGCAGAAUGUCAAGGAUGCCGCCAAGCUUGGUGCCCUGGGAGUUAUUGCAGCCCCCGUCCUUGCGGGAGGCGCCAUUGUAAGCGGCGUUAAGAGUCUCAUCAAAUCUGUGAAGUCUCCCGCGGAGGAUGCCAAAAAUUCCAAUAAAGAUAAGCCAGAACAACCUCAAGACAGCUUCAUUGAACAGGAGCGAAAGCAGCCCCAGCCAGUGCCAAGUGACGUAGAUAAACUUCUGAAUGAAACGGAGACAUUUAUCAGUACCACAACUGCCAAUUUCAUAGCCAAUGAGCAGCAGCAGCAGCAGCAGCAGCAGCAGCAGCAUGAGCAGAAGCCAAAGGAGCUGCCCCAAGUGGAGGUUCCUUCAUCCGAUUCUGCUGUCGAAACCACAAGCACACUGACUACUACAACCGUCACAACCAUAACUACCUCAAAGACCGCCACGGAAACCACCAGUGAACCGGAGACAGCUGUGGUGGAAGAAGUGGAGACUGUCCAGAAGGAGGAGGAACCAGUGACGGACAAAGCAAAGAGUUUGGAAGAGCCAAAGGCAGAGGAGUUUAUCAAAGUAACUGAAACGGUCACCACAGUAACAACAAAGGACUCUGAUCCAGAAACAAAGGACGCAAUUCCCGAGAAAUUGACUGAGAAGCCACAGCCAGUAGCCGAGACAGAUCAAAAGAAAGCCACUCCAGAAUUUACACAGAAAGAACCAACUCCAGAGGGUAACCAAAAAGAAACAACUCCCGAGCCAGAGAAGAAGCAACCAACUCCCGAGCCAGAGAAGAAGCAACCAACUCCCGAACCUACAAAGGAACCUAGUCCACAGCCAUCUGAAAAGCCAGAGCCCAAACCGAGGACCGCUGCAAAAGAAGUGCUACCCGAUCUCGAGCCUCCUUUCACAGCUCCUUUGGCUCCCUUCGCAGAACCGCGCACUGAAGUUGAGACGAAGGUAACCGAAAGCAUAACUGAAAUUCAGGAGCAGCCCAUUUCAAGCUCCCAAACUGUGACGACCACUGUUACGACCACAGUAAGAACAGUCGAAGAGCAACCAACAAUUGAGAAAGAAGUGACUGUGGAGCGAGAAAAGAUUGUGGAAGCACAAGAGGUAGAGCCAUCCGUCCCAGAGACAACUAAAGUAGAUAAACCCAAUGAAAUUGUGGAAGAAUCUGCUGUGAUUGUCCCUGAACAACCAAGCAGCGUAGUGGUGGAAGAAAGAGUUGUAACUGUUGAAGAGCCAACGAUCACGGAAUCCACAGUAACCACGACAACGAUUACCACAACAACAACAACCAGCGAGGAACAGCAGGAGCCAUUGCCGAAGGAGGAGAUUGUCGUCGUAACAGAAACUGUCAAAGAGAAGCCUGUGGAAGAGGUACUCCUAAACACAACCGAAACCGUGACCACGAACAUUAUCUCAACCGGUGAAGAGAACAAACCUCAAAAGCCGGGAGAUCUAGAGCAAAUUGUUCAGCUUCCGACGGCUACGGAUAAGCAUCAAACAGUUGUCGAUUUCAUUGAGAGCGAAAAGAAGCCAGUUAGCGGCAGCAAUAUCCUUCAGAAUGUUAAGGAUGCAGCCAAAUUGGGAGCUCUGGCCAUUGUGGGCGCACCUGUGCUGGCUGGAAAGGCAUUGGUCGAUGCACUGACCACAGAAUCCACCCAAUCCCGAUCAGGGAAGGAACCCCUGGCCACAGAACCCCAGGAGAUCGAGAGUUUGAGCAGCACCACAACCACAGUGACUACAGUGACAACCACUUCCACUUUGACUUCGACGGAGAGUACUCCCUAUGAUGAGUCCCGCGAUGUUGUAGAAGAACCAUCAACUCAAUCAUCAGCGGAGACAAGCCUUAAACGGGAUGUGCCCAAGACACUGGCCAUUGGGGAUGCCAUUUCCCAGAAAUUAAUCAGUCCCGACGAGUGCCAGGUGAUCGUGGACGGGGAGCAGCAAACGGAGACAGUGGCCACGCUGCUGCGGGAAGAGCAGCUGAGUCCGCUGGACGAGGUGCAGAUCAUUGAUGAGAAACUGAUUGUGCUGCAGCAAAUAUCCUACCUCGUGGACGUGGACACCGAACUGACGGCCGAAAGGCUGAGUGAACUGAACAUUUACGAUCCCGAGAAUCAGUACUUCAUCGAUCCCUUAACGGGCCAGAAGAUAUCCUUCCAGAGUCUGGUGUUUGACAUGAACAUCUUCAAUCCCGAGUGCAUAUUGGUAAAGAACUUCAGCACGGGGAAGUAUGAGACUUUGACGGCGGCUCUGGAGCGGCCACUGCUGGACAGGCACACUGGCCACAUGGUCGACCCGAAGACAGGAAAGAAGAUCCCCUUCUUCGAGUGCAUUGCCCGCCAGUGGAUCAUCCGCUCAAAUCCCGAGGAGCAGCGGCCCGCGGGCAUCGAGAACGUGGCAAUUGACACGGAGACGGGCCAGGUGGUGCUGGACGAUGGUCGGGCUUGCUCCAUUGUUGAGGCCAUCAACAGUGGCAAGCUGGACAUCCAGUCGAUAUCGGUGCGCGACCCAGUUAGCGGCGAGGUAAUCCCCCUGCGUAUGGCAAUCGAGUUGGGGGUGGUCGACAUGCAGUCGGGCACGGUGAUAGACAUCCAGACCCUCAAGGAGAUCCCCAUGGAGGAGGCCUUCCAGCUGGGCUUCCUUGUGCCCGGCGCACGAAAGCCCAUCUCCUUGGAAGCGGCCGUCCGCAAGGGUCUGUACGACCCGGAGACGGGCAAGCUCUUCGACUCGGAGAGUCAGAACCAGGUAGAUGUGCAAAAAUCCAUCGAAAUAGGUUUGGUAGAUCCAAAGAUCUCUCUGAUCGUGGACACAGUCACCCAGAAGGAGCUGAAGCUGGACUGUGCCAUAGAGGAUGAUCUAGUGCUGCCGGCCACCGGUCAGAUCAAGGACAACAAGAACAACACGCUCGUGCCCUUCGACCUGGGCCUCGAACAGCAUCUGCUCAAGACAGACAACGUGACGUGGAGCCUGCCGGAAGUGCUGCAGCGGGAAUACUACACGCCUAGCACCGGCAAGGUGCUGAAUCCCGUCACUGGCGAGGAGAUACUCCUGCAGCAGGCCAUUGAGAUGGGCUUUGUGGAGCUGGAGACGACGCUGGUCAAGGAUGCCGAGCAUGACCGGAUAGUGGCGGGCAGGGAGGCAGCCAGGGUGGGGCUACUGGACACGGUGCGCGGCACCCUCAGCUCCCCUCACAUGAGCCUCGACGAGGCCUUCGUCAAGGGCUAUCUGAUCAGCACCAAGAAGCCGCUGUCGCUUGUCGAUUGCCUGCUGCGUGGUCUCUACGAUCCUUUGACAGCCACCUUCACAAUCGACGACGACAACAAGCAGGUGGACCUCAAGUCCGCCAUUGCCCAGAAGCUCAUCAAUCCCGAUGAGCUGGUGCUGCUCGAUCCCAAGACCGAGUCGAUUAUUUCGAUAACCGAGGCCAUAGCCAAGGGCUAUCUGGAUCCCAUUGGAGGCUAUGUGAUCAAUCCGUAUGCCUCCACCAAGCUGUCACUCCACGAAGCCCUCGAGAAUCGCAUCCUCAUUCCGGCCAAGCGCAAGCGCAGCCUCCCCGACGCCGUCUACCGAGGUCUCUACGACCCGAAGACGGGCCAGUUCAGCAACACCAUCACGAGGGAGAAGCUCACAACCGAACGUGCCAUUCGUAGGGGUAUACUCGAUCCCGAUUCGACGGUCGUCAACGUCGCCGGACAGAUCAUUCCCUUUGGAUUGGCCGCUGAGCGGGGGAUCGUGGAUAGCCAGCAGGGCACCGUGAGGGAUACCGAGGACAAUGCCAUCGACUUCAAGGAGGCCUUCGAUAGGGGUGUCCUGGUGGAGGCCAAGAAGCCGCUGCGUCUCAUUGAGGCCGUCGUGAAGAAUGUCUAUGACGAGGUGGACGGCCACUUUGUGGACCCGAAGUCCGGCGAAAAACUGAACUUUGCCGAGGCCCUCGACACCAAUCUGCUGGACGAGCACAGUGUCCAGAUCAGAGACUUCAAGACCGGUCUGUACAAGCAGCUCAACCUGACGCAUGCCAAGGAUGCGGGCAUCAUCGAUGCUAAGAACGCCAAGCUGCUGUACAACAACCAGACCAUGACCCUCAAGCACGCCUUCGACAUUGGCAUUCUGAUGGACGUAAAUGCCCCCAUCAGUCUACAGCGGGCCAUACACCAGGGACUCUUCGACGACAAAACAGGCAAGCUGAGCGAUCCCCGCAGUGGUCGUCAGAUCACGCUGCUCGAGAGCAUGCGCAGUUUUGUUAUCAAUCCCCAUCUGCCGUGCUACUUUGACGAACAGACAGAGCAGCUGUACAGCCUGAGCGAGACCUGCCGGAUGGGCAUCAUAAACCGCAGGGAGGGGGUCUUUAGGGAGCCGGAAAGCAAUAAUUUUGUGCCUCUGGGGGAGGCUCUCAGCCUGGGCCUGAUCGUGGACAUUGAGAACGCCGGCUUUGGGCUGUACGAACUGCUGUCCAUGGGCUUCUACGACGUGGCCACCCGUAAGGUUCGGCAUCCGGUAACCGGGCGCAAACUGAACCUGAACGAGGCCUGCGUGGAGGAUGUGGUCAGCCUGUCAUCCAGCCUGGUCAAGAACCACGCGACCGGCAAGUAUCUGCGGUUGGCCAAUGCCAUCAAGGAGCAGCUGAUCGACGACUCGAGGGGUUGCUAUAAUCUCGGCAGCUCCGAAGAGCUCGAUUUGCAGACAGCUCGGGCACGGGGGCUCAUCGUUUCUAACCGUCGUCUGCUGAGCCUCGAGCUAGUGCUCCGCCAGCAGCUGUAUCGCCCCGAAACGGGGAAAUUCUGCGAUCCCACAACGGGGGAAUAUCUCGACCUCAUCGAGGCCAUCCAUGCUGGGUUUAUAGAUCCCGCGAGCACUGUGUUCAAAAACCAGCUCACCGGCAAAGAGCUACCUCUAACCGAAGCCAUCGAAAACGGGGACAUCGAUGUGUCCAAGGGUCGGGUUUUUGACCCCAAAUCGAAGUCCGCCUACAACUACGAUGUGGCAUUCGCGCGCGGUAUACUCGUGACCAUUGUUCGUCCCCUCACCGACCGCAGUGAGGUUGUCCGUCGUCAGGACAGCGUCGAACUAUUGGGCCAGACGCCCGUGAGCGUUGUUAUCAGCAAGCCGCGCGAAAUGUCUCUCGAGGAGGCCAUUCGGUACAAUAUAAUCGAUCCCAAGACUGCGCUCGUCCGCGAUUUUGAUAGCUUUAAAUUCCUGCCGUACGCGGUGGCCCAGGAGCGCGGUCUCGUCGACACCACCAAGCGAACGCUCGUCGAUCCCAAGGCCCUCUACUUUGCCUUCGAUCCCACGUUGAUCGUGUAUGUACGCGAGCCGGUCACCUUUGACCAGGCGGCCGAGUCCAAGAGCCUGGAUUUGGCAACCGGAAUGCUGAGCUAUGUGCCAGCCGGAGGAUCUACCACCAGUAGCAGCAACAGCGAUGACAGCGCAAACGAUUCACUGACUGUCAUCGAGACGCCCAGGGUAUACACGCUCAAGGAGGCCGCCAGUGCGGGUAUUGUGGAUCCCGAUUCGGCCCUGGUCAAGGAUCUGGCCAAGGCGAAGCUAGUGCGCCUGCCAGAGGCCUUCCGCAAGGGCCUCAUGGAUGCCAACAAGGCCAAUGUGCUGAAUACACAGACCUCCAAGCUGUGCACCCUGCAGGAGGCCUACGAGAGCGGCUUGAUCUGCACACCCAAGCGGUCGUUCGGUCUGCUAGAGGCCAUCACCUUCAACCUGUACAAUCCCACGAACGGCUGCCUGGUCGAUCCCUUCCAAAUGCAUCCCGACAUCAUUCGACGCAAGAAAUUCACGCUGGCCGAGGCCAUUGCCUCGGGUCUGGUGGAUCCCUCCUCGACAGUGGUGCGAGAUCCCAGCUCUGGGGUCAUCCUGCCACUGGCGGCUGCCAUUAGCAGCGGCCUGAUCGAUGCCACCGCGGGCCGCCUGACCAUCAGCGAUGCCCAAGAGCCCAAGCAGAACAUCGAUCUGGUCAGGGCUGCCGAGAAGGGUCUGCUGCUGCCAGCUGAACAGAGGCAAGCAGUAUUCGAAAAGUUCAACAUGUGCGAGGAGAAUGUCAACGAUCUGCUCAAGUGGGUAACCACCGUGGAACAGAAAAUCUCAAGUGUUGGAGGACCUCGCGAGAAAAUCGAUGAGCUACGCAACCAGAUCAAUGCCCUCAAGCAAAUCAAGGACGAGAUCGAGUCCCAGCAACGACCCGUGGCCACUUGCUUGGAGCAAAUCAGGCAGAUUGUGCUCACUGGCGGCGAUGUCCUCUCCGCCCCAGAGGUGACCACUUUGGAGAACUCCGGACGGGAGCUGCGCUCACGCGUGGAUCGUGUCAACGAUCGCACCGUGCGUCUGCUGCGCCGCCUGGAGGCGGGACGCGAUGAGCUCACGAAGCUGCGCAGCGAACUGGACGUGUUCUCCGACUGGCUGCAAAUGGCCCGACGCACCCUCGAGGACAAGGAGCGCUCGCUGUCGGAUCUGACACGACUCGGAUCCCAGGCAGACUCCAUCCGCGAGUUUGUCAGCGAUGUGAUUGGCCACCAGGCCGAUCUGCGCUUCAUCACCAUGGCCGCGCAGAAGUUUGUGGACGAGAGCAAGGAGUUCCUUGGGAUACUCAAUGAUUUUCGCACUUCGCUGCCGGAGAGGCUGCCCCAUGUCGAGCCGCUGGCCAGUGCCGAGAGCCCCAUCCGGCAGGAGGUGUCGCUGGUCUCGGCCCAGUACAAGGAUCUGCUGAACCGCGUGAAUGCCCUGCAGGAUCGCGUAUCCGGACUGGGCGGACGCCAACGGGAGUAUCAGGAUGCGCUGGACAAGGCCAGCGAGUGGCUGAGGAGCGUGCAUCCGCGCGUGUCCCGCCUCAUCUCCGAGCCGAUUGCCGGCGAUCCCAAGGCCGUCCAGGAUCAGAUGAUCGAGGCCAAGGCCCUGCAUAACGAGCUCCUCUCGAGCGGCCGCCUGGUGGACAACGCACAGCAGGCACUCGACAACCUGCUGCGCAGCCUCGGCGGCCAGCUCAGCCCCAUGGAGAUCAACCAGCUGGAGCUGCCAAUCGCCGACCUGAAGAACGGUUACCAGCAGCUGCUGGACAACCUGGGCGAGCACUGCAAGAAUCUCGACAAGACGCUCGUGCAGUCGCAGGGCGUGCAGGACGCCCUGGAUAGUCUGGGAGGUUGGGUCAGCCAGGCCGAGGACAAGUACAAGCUCAACUUGCGUCCCGCCUCGCUCAUCAAGGAGCGCCUCCAGGAGCAAAUACGCGAACACAAGGUUCUGCUAGCCGAUCUGCAGUCGCACCAAGCCAGCAUCGACAGCGUCCAGAUCUCGGCCAAACAUUUGCUGGCCAGCGCCUCGAAUGCGCGCAUCGCCAAGAAGGUGGAGGCCAAUCUGAACGACGUCACAGGCAAGUUUGAGAAGCUCUACGAAAAGGUCAACAAGCGGGGCGAGUUCCUGGAUGAUGUCUACAUCCGCCUCAGCCGGUAUCUGGACGAGAUCAGCACCGUGGAGCAGCGCAUGGGCAGCUUGCAGGAGGCACUGGACAGUCGCGAGACCAGUCUGCUGUCCACCGAGGAGCUGGCCCGCCGUAUGCACGAACUGUCGCGCGACAAGGAUCAACUGGCGCCCCAGUACGAGGAAUGUGUUCGCCAGGGCAAGGAUCUGAUUAGUCUGCGCGAUGUCACCGACACCGGAGGCCUGCGGGAUCGCAUCAAGGCUCUGGAGUCGCAGUGGCGCAACAUCAACAUCAGCAUCGAUGAGCGGGCAAAGCUGUCCAAGCAGAAGGCCGAACAGCAGCUGGCCUACGAGGGACUCAAGGACCAGGUGCUCUCCUGGCUGGCCAGCACGGAGGCACGCGUCAACGGACUGCCGCCGGUGGCCAUUGACCUGGACCGCAUACGGCAGCAGCACGACGAACUGAAGCCCAUAUGCAAGGACUAUCGUGACUACGCUCCCACCAUUGACAAGAUCAACGAUGUGGGAGCGCAGUACGACGCUUUGAUUCGGCCCGAGAGCCCCGCGCGCAAGCGUUCCACGUACAGCCCGAUCAAGCGGACGAGUCCGUUGCGACGCAUGUCUGGAGCGGAGCAGAACGCCAGAAGCCCCAGCCCCACCAAGGGAGGCAUUCUGUCGCCACUAUCGACUGGUUCCAGUGGAUUCGGUAGCCGCAGAUCCUCUCAGGACGGCUUCCAGCUGUCCGAGCUGUCUCCGGUGCAGCAGCAGCUGAGCGAGAUCAACAAUCGCUACGGGCUCAUUGGCGUGCGGCUCAACGACCGCCAGCACGAGCUGGACAACCUGAGCGAGGAGCUGCGCAAGCAGUACGAGAACCUCAAGGGUCUUGCACAGUUCCUGGAGCGCAUUCAGCGCCAAUUGCCCAAGGAGUCGGUCUCCAACAAGGAGGAGGCCGAGCGCUGCAUCAAGCAGGCGCGCAAGAUCCUCGAGGACAUGUACGAGAAGCAGAGCCUGCUAGACACCACCAAGGCCCAGGUCAAGGAUAUCCUGCGACGCAAAUCGGACGUCCCUGGCGCCGAGCAGCUGCGCCUCGAGAACGAUGGCAUCCAGGAGAAGUGGAAGAAUCUCAACGACAUCUGCAAGAACCGCAUCGCCUUCGCCGAGAAGCUGCGCGACUUCCUCGACACCCACGGCAACCUGAAGGGCUGGCUGGACAGCAAGGAGCGCAUGCUGACGGUCCUGGGACCCAUCUCCUCGGACCCCCGCAUGGUUCAGAGCCAGGUGCAGCAGGUCCAAGUCCUCCGCGAGGAAUUCCGCACCCAGCAGCCUCAACUGAAGCACUUGCAGGAGCUGGGACACGAUGUGGUCGACCAUUUGGCCGGCACACCCGAUGCCCAGGCCGUCGAGAUCAAGCUGAAGGACAUAAUCGGCAAGUGGGAGGAUCUGGUGGGCAAGCUCGACGAUCGCGCCAACAGCCUGGGCGGCGCCGCCGACAGUUCCAAGGAAUUCGAUGCGGCCGUCAAUCGGCUGCGCGAGGCCCUGCAGAACAUCAGCGACAGCCUGGACACUCUGCCCCUGGAUGGCGAUCACCAGGAGAAUCUGCGCAAAAUCGAGAACCUGGAGCGACAACUGGAGGGCCAACGUCCUCUCCUGGCCGACGUGGAACAGUCCGCGGCCACACUGUGCAACAUUCUCGGGGAUCCUGCUUCGCGGGCUGAUGUCAACAGCCGCGUGGCCGCCCUGGAGAAGCAGUACCUGGCGCUCCAGAAGAAGCUGGAUACCAAGAAGGCCGAGACAGAGGCCUCACUACGCGAUGGCCGUCACUUUGCCGAGAACUGCUCCAAGACCCUCGGCUGGCUUUCGGGCGAGCUCUCGAAUCUGAGCGAUCGUCUGCUGGUGUCCGCCCACAAGCCGACGCUGCAGCACCAGAUCGACACCCAUGAGCCCAUCUACCGCGAGGUGAUGGCCCGCGAGCACGAGGUGAUCAUGCUGAUCAACAAGGGCAAGGAUCUGUCUGACCGCCAGCAGGAUCGCAGCGUCAAGCGCGACCUGGAGCGCAUCCAACAGCAGUGGGAGAAGCUGCGUCGCGAGGCCGUCGACCGGCACACGCGACUGCAGACCUGCAUGGAGCACUGCAAGAAGUACUCGCAGACCUCGGAGACAUUCCUCGCCUGGCUGCGCACCGCAGAGGACAAGUUGUCCGACCUGACGCCCGGCGUGCUGUCCAAGGCGAAGCUGGAGACGCGACUGCGCGACCUGCAGACCUUCCGCAACGAAGUGUGGAAGCACUCCGGGGAGUUCGAGAACACCAAGGGUCUGGGCGAGACCUUCCUUACCAGCUGCGACAUCGACAAGGAGCCCAUCAAGGCCGAGCUGCAGGACAUCCGCGAUCGCUGGGAGCGCCUCAACAACGACCUCAUUGCCCGUGCGCACGAGAUUGAGAACUGCUCGCGUCGCCUGGGCGACUUCAAUGAUGAGCUGCGCAAUCUGGAUCAUUCGCUGGGCCGCUGCGAGGAUCGCCUCGCCGCCCACGAUGCUUUGGGUGGAGCUGCCAAGGAUCCCAAACUGCUGGAGCGCGUCAAGGCCAUACGCGAGGAGUUGACAAACCUGAGCAAGCCCCUGCAGUCGCUCAAGGCUCUGGCCAAGGACAUAAGCGCCGAGGCCAGAGCUGCCGGCGGCGAUGCCGAUCAUCUGACCAACGAAGUGGACGGUCUGGCCGAUCGCCUGUCCGAGCUACAGGGACGCCUGGAUGAUCGCUGCGGCGAACUGCAGUCGGCUGCCACAGCCGUGUCCCAGUUCAAUGAGCAAAUGAAGAGCCUGGGCAUCGAUCUGAAUGACCUGGAGACGGAGAUCGAGAAGCUGUCGCCGCCCGCACGCGAAAUCAAGAUCGUGCAGCAGCAGCUGGACGAUGUUGGCAAGAUCCAGAACAGGCUGGACCGCCUGGUGGGUCGCCUCGAAGAUGCUGAGCGUGCCGCUGAUGUUCUGGUGGACGCUGGCUUUGCCGCAGACACCACUCAAACGCGCGAGCAAAUCUCCACGCUGCGCAAGACUCUGGGUCGCUUGGACAACCGAGUGAGAGAUCACGAGGAAAACCUGCAGGCCACGCUUAAGGCCCUGCGCGAGUUCUACGACAACCAGUCGCAGACCCUCGACGACAUCCAGGACGUGAGCGAGGAGUUCAAACGCAUGAAGCCCGUGGGCUCCGAACUGGACCAGAUACGUCGCCAGCAGGAGGACUUCCGCCAGUUCAGGGAGCGAAAGGUGGAGCCGCUGGCCAUCAAUGUCGACAAGGUCAAUGUGGCCGGACGGGAUCUGGUGCGGUCUGCCGGCACCGGGGUCUCGACCAGCACGAUCGAGAAGGAUCUGGAGAAGUUGAACGACCGCUGGAAUGACCUGAAGGAGCGCAUGAACGAGCGCGAUCGUCGGUUGGACGUGGCCCUGCUCCAAUCGGGCAAGUUCCAGGAGGCCCUCGCCGGCCUCUCCAAGUGGCUGAGCGACACCGAGGAGAUGGUAGCCAACCAGAAGCCGCCCAGCUCCGACUACAAGGUGGUCAAGGCCCAGCUGCAGGAGCAAAAGUUCCUGAAGAAGAUGCUCCUCGAUCGCCAGAAUUCCAUGGGCUCUCUGGCCAAUCUCGGCCAGGAAGUGGCCAAUCACUGCGAGCCCUCCGAACGGGCCUCCAUUGAAAAGCAGCUGAACGAUCUGAUGAAGCGCUUCGAUGCCCUCACCGACGGAGCCGAGCAGCGCGAACAGGACCUGGAGGAAGCCAUGGAGGUGGCCAAGAGAUUCCACGACAAGAUCAGUCCCCUCGAAGUGUGGCUGGACGGCACAGAGCGCGCCGUCAAGUCGAUGGAAUUGAUACCCACCGACGAGGAGAAGAUCCAGCAGAGGAUUCGCGAGCACGACCGUCUCCACGACGAGAUUCUCGGCAAGAAGCCCGAUUUCACCGACCUGGCCGAUGUGGCCGCCCAGCUGAUGCAUCUCGUUAGCGACGAGGAGGCCGUCAAUCUGGGCGAGAAGGUGCGAGGCGUGACCGAGCGAUAUACCGGUCUGGUCGACGCUAGCGAUAACAUCGGCGCCCUGCUCGCCGAGUCCCGACAGGGACUGCGUCACCUGGUCCUCAGCUACCAGGAUCUUGUAGCCUGGAUGGAGAGCAUGGAGAACGAGCUGAAGCGCUUCAAGUCCGUGCCCGUGUACGCCGAGAAGCUGCUGGAGCAGAUGGACCAUCUGCUGGAGCUUAACGAGAACAUUGCCGGUCACGCCUCGAAUGUGGAGGCCACCGUGGAAACCGGCGCCGAGCUGAUGAAGCACAUAUCCAACGACGAGGCCAUCCAGCUGAAGGAUAAGCUCGACUCGCUGCAGCGCCGCUACGGCGAUCUGACCAAUCGCGGUGGGGAUCUGCUGAAGAGCGCCCAGAAUGCCCUGCCGCUGGUCCAGCAGUUCCACGAGGCACACACCCGUCUGGUGGAGUGGAUGCAGACGGCCGAGACGGCGCUGGCUCCUAGCGAGCCCCGUCAGGCGGACGUCCUGCGACUGGAGGGUGAACUGGCCGAUAUGCGCCCCAUUCUGGACACCAUCAACCAGGUGGGUCCGCAGCUGGGACAACUGUCCCCCGGCGAGGGGGCAGCGACCAUCGAGAGUAUUGUGACGCGCGACAACCGUCGCUUCGACUCCAUCGUGGAGCAGAUCCAGCGCAAGGCCGAGCGGCUGCAUUUGAGCAACCAACGGGCCAAGGAGGUGACCGGCGACAUCGACGAGUUGCUCGAGUGGUUCCGCGAGAUGGACACCACACUGCGCGAGGCCGACCAUCCGGCCAUGGAGCCAAAGCUGGUGCGUGCCCAGCUGCAAGAGCAUCGCUCGAUCAACGACGACAUAUCCAGUCAGAAGGGACGCGUGCGAGACGUGACCGCUGCCUCCAAGAAGGUGCUGCGAGAGUCGCCGCAGAGCGAGAACACGGCCACGCUGCGCGAGAAGCUAGAUGAUCUCAAGGAGAUCGUCGACACAGUGGCCCAGCUGUGCAGCGAGCGUCUGGGCAUCCUGGAGCAAGCCCUGCCCCUUUCGGAGCACUUUGCCGACUCGCAUCAAGGUCUGACGACCUGGCUGGAUGACAUGGAGCAGCAGAUCUCACGCCUGAGCAUGCCCGCUCUGCGUCCCGACCAGAUCACCUUGCAGCAGGACAAGAACGAGCGUCUGCUGCAGUCCAUUGCGGAGCACAAGCCACUCCUGGACAAGCUGAACAAGACGGGCGAGGCACUGGGCGCCCUGGUUGCCGACGAGGACGGCUCGAAGAUCAACGAGAUCCUCGACACGGACAACGCGCGCUAUGCUGCCCUCCGUCUGGAGCUCCGCGAGCGCCAGCAGGCGCUGGAGAGUGCUCUGCAGGAGUCCAGUCAGUUCUCGGACAAGCUGGAGGGAAUGCUGCGUGCCCUGGCCAAUACAGUGGAUCAGGUGAACCAGCUGGAUCCCCUCUCGGCUCUGCCCCAGAAGAUACGCGAGCAGAUCGAGGACAACGACGCCCUUAUGGAUGACCUGGACAAGAGGCAGGAUGCAUUCAGCGCUGUGCAGCGGGCGGCCAACGAUGUCAUUGCCAAAGCGGGCAACAAGGCCGAUCCGGCUGUGCGCGACAUCAAGGCGAAGCUGGAGAAGCUCAACAACCUGUGGAACGAUGUGCAGAAGGCCACGAAGAAGCGCGGCAGCUCGCUGGAUGAUAUCCUGAGCGUGGCCGAGCCCUUCUGGAAGCAGCUCAACAGCGUGAUGAAGACCCUCAAGGAUCUGGAAGAGACGCUCUCCUGCCAGGAGCCGCCGGCAGCCCAGCCACAGGACAUCAAGAAGCAGCAGGUGGCCCUGCAGGAGAUCCGCCAUGAGAUUGACCAGACCAAGCCCGAGGUCGAGCAGGUGCGCCGUCACGGUAGCAACCUGAUGAACAUGUGCGGCGAGCCCGACAAGCCCGAGGUGAAGAAGCACAUCGAGGACCUGGACAAUGCCUGGGACAACAUCACGGCUCUGUACGCAAAGCGCGAGGAGAACCUCAUCGAUGCCAUGGAGAAGGCCAUGGAGUUCCACGAGACGCUCCAGAACCUGCUCAAGUUCCUCACCAAGGCCGAGGACAAGUUUGGCCAUCUGGGACCCGUGGGCUCCGACAUUGAUGCCGUCAAGCGCCAGAUUGAACAACUCAAGUCGUUCAAGGAUGAAGUCGAUCCGCAUAUGGUUGAAGUAGAAGCAUUAAACAGAGGUCUAGAAAGACAAGCUGUAGAACUGACGGAACGCACUUCACCCGAGCAAGCGGCAUCUAUUCGGGAGCCCCUGUCGGUGGUCAAUCGUCGCUGGGAGUCUCUGCUGCGCGGCAUGGUCGACAGACAGAAGCAACUGGAGCACGCCCUCCUCCACUUGGGUCAAUUCCAGCACGCUCUCAACGAGCUGCUGGUCUGGAUCGACAGGACAGACGGCACUUUGGAUCAGUUGAAGCCGAUACCCGGGGACCCACAACUGCUCGAGGUUGAGUUGGCCAAGCUGAAGGUGCUGGCCAACGAUAUACAGGCGCACCAGAACUCAGUGGAUACGCUGAACGAUGCUGGCCGGCAGCUCAUCGAGACGGAGAAGGGUUCCGUCGAGGCGUCGACUACACAGGAGAAGCUGCGCAAGCUGAACAACGAAUGGAAGCAGCUCCUGCAGAAGGCCAGCGACCGCCAGCAUGAGCUGGAGGAGGCCCUGCGAGAGGCGCACGGCUACAUAUCCGAGGUCCAGGACAUCCUGGGAUGGCUGGGCGAUGUGGAUGCCGUGAUUGGAGCCAGCAAGCCUGUGGGCGGCCUCCCAGAGACGGCCACAGAGCAACUGGAGCGCUUCAUGGAGGUGUACAACGAGCUGGAUGAAAACAGGCCCAAGGUGGAGACGAUCCAGGCCCAGGGCCAGGAGUACAUCAAGCGCCAGAACCAGAUGAAGGUCUCCUCCAGCAAUCUGCAGCACACGCUGCGCACGCUGAAGCAGCGCUGGGAUGCCGUCGUCUCGAGGGCAUCCGACAAGAAGAUCAAGCUGGAGAUUGCCCUCAAGGAAGCCACAGAGUUCCACGAUACCCUGCAGGCGUUCGUUGAGUGGCUGACCCAAGCCGAAAAGCAGCUAUCGAAUGCCGAUGCCGUCUCGCGCGUUCUGGAGACCAUCCAGGCUCAGAUGGAGGAGCACAAGGUGUUGCAGAAGGACGUGAGCACACACCGCGAGGCCAUGCUGCUGCUGGACAAGAAGGGCACACAUCUCAAGUACUUCAGCCAAAAGCAGGACGUGAUCCUUAUCAAGAAUCUGCUUGUUUCCGUGCAGCAUCGCUGGGAGCGCGUUGUCAGCAAGGCAGCGGAGCGCACCAGGGCUCUGGAUCAUGGCUACAAGGAGGCACGUGAGUUCAACGAUGCCUGGAGUGGCAUGAUGCAGUAUCUGCAGGAGACCGAGCAGGUCCUAGACCAGAUCAUCGAGGAGGCUACUGCCUCGAAGGAGCCGCAAAAGAUCAAGAAGUACAUCGCUAAGCUGAAGGAGACCCAUCGCCAGCUGGCUGCCAAGCAGACGGUCUACGACGGCACCAUGCGCACUGGCAAGAACCUCAUGGAGCGGGCGCCCAAGGGCGACCGCCCUGUGCUGGACAAGAUGCUGCUUGAGCUCAAGGAGCAGUGGACCCGUGUCUGGUCCAAGAGCAUCGAACGCCAGCGCAAGUUGGAGGAGGCCCUCCUGCUAUCGGGCCAGUUCAGUGAUGCUUUGGGCGAACUCUUCGAGUGGCUGAAGAAGGCCAAGAGUCGCCUGAAUGAGAACGGACCCGUCCACGGCGACCUAGAGACGGUCCAAGGACUGUGCGAGCACCAUAAGCACAUCGAGCAGGAUCUGCAGAAGCGGGCCGCUCAGAUGCAGGGCGUGCUAAAGACCGGACGCGAUCUGGAGCGAUCGGGAAACAAUCCCGAGGUGGGACGCCAGCUGGAUGAGCUGCAGUCCAUUUGGGAGGAGGUCAAGAGUGCUGUCGGCAAACGCGGCGAGCGUCUCGAGGUGGCCCUGGUCGAUGCUGAGAAGCUGAAUGCCCGUGUCCAGGCUCUGUUCGACUGGCUGGAUCACGCCGAGCACAAGCUGCGCUACGCCAAGAAUGCCCCAGACGAUGAGAAGGUGUCGCGCGAGAUGAUGGACAUUCACAUCGAGUUCAUGAAGGAUCUGCGCGUGCGCGAAAGCGAGAAGACAGAGACGUUCGAGUAUGCCGAGGACAUCAUUGGCAAGGCCUAUCCGGACGCCAUUCCCAUCAUCAAGAACUGGCUGUCGAUCAUUCAGCAGCGCUGGGAGGAGGUCCGCCAAUGGGCCAUCAACCGUGAGUCGAAGCUGGGCCUGCACCUGCAGUCGCUCAAGGAUCUGGACGACAACAUUGAGGAGCUGCUGGCAUGGCUAACCGGACUCGAGGGUACUCUGUUGAACCUGAAGCACGAACAGCUGCCGGACGAAAUUCCGCCGGUGGAGAAGCUUAUCGAGGACCAUAAGGAGUUCAUGGAGAACACGGCCCGCCGCCAGACCGAGGUGGACCGCGCCUGCAAGCCGCGCCAGCUGCCACCCGGUGCUCGGAAGCCAUCCCGCAGCGGCAAGACGCCAGUACGUGGCUCCAGUCACGAUCUGCGUGAACAGUCGCCCGAUGGCAUGAGGCGUCAAAGCUUCAAGGGCUCUCGCGACCAGGGACUCAACGCCCGCAAGGGAAGUCGUGUCACGCCCACACGUGACACGCCCGACAGAGAUCGUCUGCCGCACUACGGCCCCAGAUUCUCGCCAAGCUCCACUGGACCCGAACUUGAAUUCCGUUCGCCACGCGCCAAGCUUCUGUGGACCAAGUGGCGCGAUGUCUGGAUGCUCUCAUGGGAGCGCCAGCGUCUGCUCAACGAUCAUCUCCUGUAUCUGAAGGACGUGGAGCGUGCCCGCAACUUUAGCUGGGACGAUUGGCGCAAGCGCUUCCUCAAGUACAUGAAUCACAAGAAGUCACGCUUGACGGAUCUGUUCCGGAAAAUGGACAAGGACAACAAUGGCAUGAUACCACGCGAUGUCUUCAUCGACGGAAUACUCAACACGAAAUUCGACACAUCUGGCUUGGAAAUGAAGGCCGUGGCCGAUCUUUUCGAUCGCAAUGGCGAGGGCCUUAUUGACUGGCAGGAGUUCAUUGCCGCCCUGAGGCCCGACUGGCAAGAGCGCAAGCCAGCCAACGACUCGGACAAGAUACACGAUGAAGUAAAGCGUCUGGUCAUGCUCUGCACGUGCCGACAGAAGUUCCGUGUGUUCCAAGUGGGCGAGGGAAAGUACAGAUUUGGAGAUUCGCAGAAACUGCGCCUGGUUCGCAUCCUGCGCAGCACUGUUAUGGUGCGCGUGGGCGGCGGCUGGGUGGCCCUUGAUGAAUUCCUGCAGAAGAACGAUCCUUGUCGCGCCAAGGGACGCACUAACAUUGAGCUACGCGAACAAUUCAUAUUGGCCGAUGGCGUCUCGCAGAGCAUGGCCGCAUUCACGCCCAGACGUUCCACGCCCAAUGCAGCCGCCACUGCCACCUCCUCACCCCAUGCCCACAAUGGCGGUAGCUCCAACUUGCCGCCAUAUAUGAGUGGACAGGGUCCCAUCAUCAAGGUCCGCGAGCGAUCGGUUCGCUCGAUUCCCAUGUCGCGGCCAUCGCGCUCGUCACUUUCGGCCAGCACUCCCGACUCUCUGAGCGACAACGAGGGCAGCCACGGCGGACCCUCGGGCCGGUACACGCCACGCAAGGUCACCUACACGAGCACACGCACAGGCCUCACGCCAGGAGGCUCUCGUGCCGGCUCCAAGCCCAAUUCACGCCCGCUCAGCAGACAAGGUUCGAAGCCACCGUCGCGACAUGGCUCCACGCUGUCGCUGGAUAGCACGGACGAUCACACGCCGUCACGCAUUCCGCAACGGAAACCGUCAACAGCAAGCACCGCAAGCGGCACUACGCCACGCCCAGCGCGACUCUCAGUGACCACCACCACGCCAGGCAGUCGCCUGAACGGCUCUAGCACCAUCACCCGCAAAACCGCCUCCGGCUCGGCCAGUCCAGCACCCACAAGCCGCCCAUCACGGAUACCGAUUAAGAUACCCUCAUUCGAUUCCAAGUCAACAUCGCCCACCAACUCGACUACGAAUACGAAUCCAACCAGCUUGGGGCGGAACAUCAGCGGAAGCACGACCCCGUCGGGUAUGCAGACUCCGCGCAAGAGUUCGGCGGAGCCGACAUUCAGCUCGACCAUGCAUCGCACAGCGCGCGGUACCACACCGACGGAGAAGCGCGAACCGUUUCGGCUAUAGAAUGGAGAAAUGAGAAAAUAUAAGGACGAAGAAUGCCAAUAUUUAAACCAUACACACCACAAACAAACUUAUGUACUAACUACGCACUGAUGUUAUAAACUAAACCCCCAAUAAACUCCCCAAUAAUCGUGAGAGAGACUACAUUAGCAAUGAAUGUAGCAGGAACACACACAGCACAGAGUUCUGUUGAGACUAACUUUAAAGUGCCCCAAAGGAGUGGAUGAGCGAGACAAUUUAUAGACGUUUAUGCCACUCACGAAUAUAGUAUAUAUUUUGUAAAAGACACAUACAUAUGUAGAUGAGAUGAGCGCAGACAUAUAGCUAGCACACAAAGUUGAUCAGAGAAGCAACCUACUUACGAGUACUACUAAUAAUAAUAAUACACUACCAUUUGCUACUACUAAUUUGUAAUGUCCUUUGCCCCCAUUCACUAGUUAUACAUGUUUCUAAAAUUAUAAUUUGUAUAUACUUAUAAACGAAACGAUGAUAAAACAAGCGUAAAUUAAUGAAAAAUACACUCCAAGUGCUCCAAGGCAAGUAAAAGUAUACAAAAACACAAGAAUAAAAAAAAAAAACAAAAAAGAUAUCGAAAAAUAUUUAGAAAAAAAAAAUUAAAAACAUU